UCCACAGAUGCGGGCCGCACGUGUAUCCGAGACAGCCUGCCUCCUGGUCAUCGUCCUCCUGGCCGCUGUGUUCUUCCUCCUGGCCGAAAGCCACGGCACAGAGAGCAGCAGCGUGAGCUCCGACGUCACCUUGCAACAGUGGCACAGCAACGCCUCGUCGGCAGACGGCCGGACGUUCACUAACUCGCAGCGCGCUCUCUGGCCCCUGGCGGCGGCCUCGCAGGUGCUGGCCUUCAACGUGUCCAACUUCGUCGCCGUCAUGUUCCUCAAGGCGCUGCUCGUGGCACUGGGUCUCGCCACGGGAUUCAGCGGAUUCGGCCUCUACACGGCCAGGCGCACCGACCCGCCCGAGUUCGCGCUGCAGUACCGGCCUGGGCCACCGUCGCAAGCGGUGCACGAGCCUCAGGACCACGGACACGUGCGGUGGGCGACCACAUACCUGACUUCCCUGAACACGGGUGACUACCGGUGCCUCAAGAGGAUUGCAUGUGAACAGCCUGAAAGGGCCCGUUUCUAUGCCAGUCUAAAGGACACGAUCGUGGCCGCACUCAGGAUGAUGCCGUGGAUGUUCCCUCACAACCCCAACCACGACAAAAUCACAGAGGAAGUGAGGCUGGCUGCACGCAUGGGAACAAGGUACCAUCAACUCUGCCGCAUCAAGUUCCCAUGCAGAAGCCUCCCAUCACAAAGAUGA
Molecule: messenger RNA, 694 nt
Organism: Dermacentor andersoni
Lineage: Eukaryota; Metazoa; Arthropoda; Arachnida; Ixodida; Ixodidae
Source: RefSeq, a predicted model, not a curated record